CAAUCACUCGUUCAACCAAACGCGUACACUUGACCGGCGUUGAGAAAAAUGCAGCGCCAGCAUCGCCGCCACUCUUUUGACGCACAAUAGCCACGAUGACGGCGCACGACGAGGUCGACGACUGGGGCGUUCCCGUCGGCGCAUACCAGGACCCGGACAACCUGCCCGCGCAGAUGUUGAGUCUGGUCAGGGCCUAUGUUGUGUACAGAAUGAAGCCUGCGGUGGUGAGGCGGUACCAUGCGCUGAGGAGGAGGAAUUGGAGUCCCCGCCAGCUGUUUACGCUUGUCAACGCGCUGGUGCUGGUUUGGUGGGUGGUGUUGUACUGGGGGGAGAGGGGUGUGUUUGAGGGUGCUGUGGGGAAGUGCAGCUGGGAGGGGUGGGAGGACUGGGAAGCAGGAGCAAAUCCCCACCGCCUCAUCUUCAUCGCCGACCCGCAGCUCGUCGACCCGCAUACCUACCCGGGCCGUCCGUGGCCCCUCAACCCGCUCGCCAUGGAGUACACCGACCUUUAUAUGCGCCGCGUGUAUUCGCGCCUGCAGACUGUGCUGUACCCCGACACGGUCAUGUUUCUGGGGGAUCUGUUCGAUGGCGGCCGCGAGUGGUCGACGCGCACGACUCGCUCCCCUGAGAAGGAAUACCGGCAGUACGGCGACGACUACUGGCUGAAAGAGUACAAUCGCUUUGGCAAGAUCUUCCUGAAUCACUGGGGCGAUGGGGGCAUGCAAUCGCGUCCAGGCCAGCCAGGCCGGAAAAUCAUAAGCAGUCUGCCUGGGAACCACGACCUGGGAUUCGCGCGGGGCGUGCAAGUCGGCGUGCGCAAUCGCUUCAACGCCUACUUCGGCGACGGGAACCGCAUCGACAUCCUCGGGAACCACACAUUCGUCUCCAUCGACAGCGUCUCGCUCUCCGCGCUAGGCCAAGACUCGCCAAACCAAGUAGAAGACCUCUGGCGCCCGACAAAAACCUUCCUCGAGAACGCAAAAGUCCAGAAACACCGCCUCGUGCAGCGCGAACUCCGCACGCAGAUGGGCCUGAAACCCUACCCGGCCUUCCCACACACCGUCAUCCCCGCACAAGACCUCCCCAAAGCAACCCUCCCCCACUCCAACGCAGACGUCCACGACUUCCCCACCAUCCUCCUCUCUCACGUGCCCCUCUACCGCCCACCAGGCACCCCCUGCGGCCCCCUCCGCGAGCGCCACCCCCCCUCCCCCGGAAACCCGGACACGGACGACCGCAACGCCAUCGCCGUGCGCGGCGGCUACCAGUACCAGAACGUGCUGAACCGCGAGCUGACAGCCGAGAUUGCGCAGAAAAUCGGCGACGUGCGCUAUGCGUUCUCCGGCGACGACCACGACUACUGCGAGCUUGUGCACCGCGGGUACGCUAGCCCCGGGACCGGUAUUCGCGAAAUCACCGUCAAGAGCGUGAGCUGGGCUAUGGGCGUGCGGCUCCCUGGCGUCGUGCUGGCCAGUCUGUGGAAUCCUGUUGAUGAGCAGGGGAAGAGCGUUGCCGCCGAUCCCGCGCGCAAAACUGUACAAACGAAGUUAUGUCUGCUGCCGGAUCAGAUUGGCACGUUUAUUCGGUAUGGGGUGUUGUUUGGCAUUACGCUUGUUGCGCUCGUGUGUCGUGCUGCGCUGGUGGCAGGGGGCGUUUUGUCGAAGGCGAUAAGUGCGCCGUUACUUCCUGUGACUGCUAGGCCUGCGCAGGAUGUGGAUCUACAUACUUCCUCGUCGGCGAAUUCUUCCGCAGAUACGGCGAAGACUAUACUGCAGAGUCGCUCGUCUCGCGCUGCUACGUUUACACAACAACAGCAGCAGCAGACGCAUGCGUACACUUACCCCCUCGUCCAACACGCUGGGUACAAUCCUGCUCUGGACAUUAACAUCGAUACUAAUACCAAUACCGAUGUUGAUGAGAAACACGUGAAGAUCUACGGCCACACACAUGCGCAGAGAGAUAGGAGUAGGGAUGGACAUGGGGAUGGGGGAAGGGAGAGUAAGCCAGUGAAGAGGAGAAAAGGGGCUGCGCUGUUUUGGUACGAGGUACGUGUGGGACUGGGUACGGUGUGUUUGUGGGGGUUUGCGGCGUAUGGGGGGUUGGUGGUUUGGGGGUAGUUGUGAUGUUGUGUUUUUGUGUGAGGGUAUGAAGG
Dothidotthia symphoricarpi CBS 119687 is the source of this 2152-nucleotide messenger RNA. RefSeq lists its product as uncharacterized. Gene Ontology annotation, cellular component: endoplasmic reticulum. Bases 96 to 2117 code for a protein of 673 amino acids. NCBI's taxonomy places the organism in Eukaryota, Fungi, Ascomycota, Dothideomycetes, Pleosporales, Dothidotthiaceae. Gene Ontology annotation, biological process: GPI anchor biosynthetic process. The record is from RefSeq and is a predicted model, not a curated record. The transcript is spliced from 2 exons.